This is a messenger RNA of Cryptotermes secundus, 1865 nucleotides long. RefSeq names its product paired mesoderm homeobox protein 2B. Gene Ontology annotation, biological process: regulation of transcription by RNA polymerase II. The record is from RefSeq and is a predicted model, not a curated record. Gene Ontology annotation, molecular function: DNA-binding transcription factor activity, RNA polymerase II-specific; RNA polymerase II transcription regulatory region sequence-specific DNA binding. The transcript is spliced from 4 exons. The coding region runs from base 1 to 1251 and encodes 416 amino acids. NCBI's taxonomy places the organism in Eukaryota, Metazoa, Arthropoda, Insecta, Blattodea, Kalotermitidae.
AUGGACUACUCGUACCUGAACCAGGCCGGUUUCGACGCCUCCAGCUGCUCGCUGACUGCCGCAGCCGCUGCAGGGAUGGACCCCACCGGCUUGGGCAACAUGCCCUGUUCUUACGGAGACCUCACGUCAUGCAGCCAGAUGUCCCAGGCAGCCUACCGGUACACGGCCGCCGCUGCUUCCAUGGCUAGGACCUACAAUCCUGGUGCCGGUGUGACAGGAGGAGCCGCCACUGCUGGACACAUGGCCGGCGUGGGACAUCACCAUCCGGGCGCCCCGGGUGCCCAGUGUGCUGUCAUGGGCUCCAGACCUCAUCACCAAGAGCACGUGCACCACAGGGCCCCCAUGUUCCCAUCGACGAUGAACUUACAAACGGGGCUGCCAUACAAGGUGUAUCCGGGCCACGAAGGGGUGCUGACAGAGAAGCGCAAACAGCGACGGAUCCGCACCACGUUCACGUCAGCGCAGCUCAAGGAGCUCGAGAGAGCCUUCCAGGAGACGCACUAUCCGGACAUAUACACGAGAGAGGAGAUUGCCAUGAAGAUAGACCUGACAGAGGCGCGGGUCCAGGUUUGGUUCCAAAACCGGCGUGCCAAGUUUCGUAAACAGGAAAGAUUAGCCCAGCAGAAGGCGUCCCAGUCGUCUUCAACUGGUGGCAGUAGUGGGGGGAGCUCUGCCGCCGGAGACGGUGUGACGGGAGGCGGUCAACAGCAGGUUGUAAAGAAUGAAUCAGGGAGUGCGAAGCAGGCCGGAGGAGGUUCAGCGGUAUCGGGAAAUCCCGGGGGCGGCGCCGGCAGCAACAAGGAUGUCAAACCCGGCACCCCCACUGCUACAGUGUCUACAACCCCAAGCAGUGUCUCUUCCAACAGUAAUGAUGUGAAGCCCAUGAACGGUAACGCUAAGCUCGUGGAAGACAGCGGUUCCGCGGGGGGUGCCAACAAGUGGUCCUCACAGCAGUCGUGCGGCACUCCUCUACUGGUGCAGCAGGCGGUCAGCAACAAGGUGUCGCUCACCGUCACCCAGCAACACCAACACCAACACCACGGCGGCGGGGGUGGAGGCGGCCUCAGCAACUCGGCCAUCUCUCACCACCACCAUCACCACCACGCGGCUCUCACUUCUCCUUUCUCGUCGCUUCUGGGAGCAGCAGCGGCGGGGGGCAGCCCUGCUAGCUAUCUCUUGGGGGGCCCAAGUGACCCCCUCAGCCUCAACAAAGUCGUCAACUCCGCUGCCACAGCGAACCAUCUUUUCUGAGAUUUGUCCAUCUAGGGGCGUCUUAGUGUGGCGCCAUGGGGCGUGCAUGCUUCAGAAGAAUGUGCAUGAUGAAGCAGAACAGAAGGACAGUGUUUCCCAACUCUCGUUCUCCUCACAAAAAGAUGUCAGAACCCUACAGCCUCGUAUGUAAGCUGUAGGAGAACACGGAAUUUUGUGUGUAACUCCGUUAUUUAAAUUCUGGAUUUUGAAAGUGAGAACUCUCAUCUGUUCCUUUUAUUAAAACGAGAGAAAUUCUCCUUCUCCGCCCGGAGUACGGUUGCUUUCAUUACAAAUAUAAACGGAUGCAACAGCUGAAACUUAAAAAGCAAUGACUUUAAAAUUUAGAAAUGAAUAUGUACUCCGCUAAUAGAGAGAGAAUUGAGAACCAGCAUUCGAAUAACAUCCAUCAGUUUCACAGCCCUGGUUACUGUACGUAAUGGCAAGAAUACGGAAUCAAAUUUCAUAAUAACUUUCAGAGUUCCCUAUUAGGUCCGCGGUAGGAGAGAGAGAACUAGACACCACGUGCAGCCGGAAUGCAUUCAGAAUUAUUUUCUUUUGGGGUCUGAAUUUAAAAUACAACGGUCAUGCCCCAAAUAUUUCAUUAUAAAGAAAUU